CAUCACAUGCAAGCUCCUCCUGCGCUCGACCUCCUCGCUCCCCCCUCCAACCUUAGCUUCCCUCUUUUCCCGCCCCUUCUACCCCCCCCCAACCUCCAAAACAAAACAUCUCCUCUGGCGUGAGGCGGCUGGGAAGCCCGCAAGGCGAGGGGGAAUGAGGGAGCUCCAGAGCCGGAGAGGCCGCCGGAGCAGCGCGCUGCCUCUCGGGGGCUUUUCCCUCUGCUGAGAAGAGGCCGCCUUCGCCCGCGUCUCUGGGGAGCCCAGCUGGCACUGAAAAGGACCCGCUUGGCCGGGCGCGCCAGCCAGCCAGCCAGCCAGCCGGCCGCCCGCCCUUCUUAAGCCGCCCGAGAGCGAGCGAGGAGGACGGGCCGACGGCAAGCGAGGCUGCGCCGCCGUCCGCUUUUGUUCCUUUCCCCCGCGCGCCCAGCAGAGGAGCUGGGAAUGCCGAGCGGGUUGCAAAGGUGAGGGCGCGCCGCCUGCCUCCUCCGCCCGGGCUGGCGUGUCCCCGCGCGCCUUCUCCACGCGCGCGCGCGCGCCCCCCACAUGCAGACACGCGCGCGGCGGGGGGGCGAGCGGGAGCAGGAGGCGAAGAUGGCAAUGUCCGUGAUCCAAGCGUGCCGCAGCCUGGCUCUCUCAACAUGGCUGCUUUCCUUUUGUUUCGUGCAUCUGCUGUGCCUGGAUUUCACCGUGGCCGAGAAAGAGGAGUGGUACACGGCCUUCGUGAACAUUACUUACCCGGAUCCUGGCGGCGCAGGCGGCGGCGCAGGCGGGGAGUUGCGUAGCGAGAAGACCGAGUGCGGCCGCUACGGGGAACACUCGCCCAAGCACGACGUCUGGGGCCAGGUGGUGAUGACCUCGGCGGCCGCCGACCGGCUAGCCUGCGACCCCAACGCCAGGUUCGCCGUGCCCGGGCCCGGCAAGAUCUGGAUCGCGCUCAUCCCCAAGGGGAACUGCACUUACAAGGAUAAGAUCCGGCACGCCGCCGCGCAAAAUGCCUCGGCCGUGGUCGUCUACAACGUGGGCUCCAGCAACGCCAACGAGACCAUCACCAUGCCCCCCGCAGGUACAGAAGAUGUUGUAGCAAUAAUGAUCCCUGAGCCAAAGGGGAAAGAGAUAGUGAGUCUGCUGGAGCGAAAUAUUACUGUGAUGAUGCAUAUAACAAUUGGAACCCGAAACCUACAGAAGUACGUUAGCCGAACCUCUGUGGUAUUUGUCUCCAUCUCCUUCAUUGUGCUGAUGAUCAUCUCCUUGGCAUGGCUAGUCUUCUACUACAUUCAGAGGUUCAGAUAUGCAAAUGCUAGAGACAGAAACCAGCGCCGUCUCGGAGAUGCUGCAAAGAAAGCAAUCAGCAAACUGCAGGUCAGAACGAUAAGGAAAGGAGAUAAGGAAACUGAACCCGAUUUCGAUAACUGUGCAGUGUGUAUUGAGGGUUACAAACCGAACGACGUUGUCAGGAUCUUGCCCUGCCGGCACCUCUUUCACAAAUCUUGUGUAGAUCCAUGGCUACUAGACCAUCGCACCUGCCCUAUGUGUAAAAUGAACAUCUUAAAAGCACUAGGGAUUCCGCCCAAUGCAGAUUGUGUAGAUGACAUACCUCCAGAUUUUGAAGCUUCUAUAGGAGGGCCACCAACUAAUCAGAUUACAGGAGCAAGCGAUAUAACUGUGAAUGAAAGCUCUGUAGCACUGGAUCCUCCUGUCCGGACAGUUGGAGUACUACAAGUCAUCCAGGGUGCAGACCCUCUUCCACAGACUGGGGAAAAUAACCUCAACACAAGCAGUGAGCAGGAGCCAGCCGUCAGUAGCGAUUCAGAUAUUUCAUUGAUCAUGGCAAUGGAGGUUGGACUCUCUGAUGUAGAGCUUUCUACUGACCAAGACUGCGAAGAGGUGAAAUCCUGAAAAAGCAGCUCAAAAGACCCUUCCACUAAACUAAAGGGCAGUAGUGGGGAGGGGAAGGAAAAGAAUUAAGUUCUGUCAGAUUUGGACCACUGGUGUACACAUGCAUUCUCAUUCACACAUGUACACACAUACACACACACACACACGUAACCAUACACACGUCCAGAACGUUUUGUGAACUCCAGUACGCUCCAUUCUAGGAUGGUCAUGAAAAGCAAUAGCAACAGACGUGUCUGCUUGGAUGCAAUUUCAUCAUUAACUCGGUGUGUCCAUUUCACUGACACUGGAAGGUGAUCAGAAGAGUUAUUCACCUCCUUGGUGGUUCGUAAUGAUGUAACUGAAAUGACAGCUGUUGUGUUUUCUACCUUUCUUCAGUCCCUGGUUGUUGUUGUUUUUUUAAGCAGAAGAAAGCACUCCAAGGUGAUUAUUUAUAGCUGGUUUCGGAUGGACAUGUCUUUCUUCCUCUCAACACCCCCCCCCCCAGCUUUUUCAAAAGUUCAGCCCAGAAAUCUGAAUAAUUUAUGGGUCACCAAGUUAGUGAAUAAGGUAAACAUUGCUUUGGAAAGAAAUGGUGCUUCAGAGCAGUGUCUUGGUCUGAAGCUUCUUUUCAUUGUGGUUUUAGUGGGAUUUGGAGAUUUGUGCUUCCAGGUCUCCCAGCCAGGAGAUAGGUGACUGGAUUUACUGAAGUUGGUGACUUGCUACUUAAUGUUAUUAGUUCGCAUUCAGAGUUUCAUGGCUUGCACAUAUGAUACCAAGUGGGAGAAGAUGAAGAUGAUAAUAAUGGGAUUAAAAGUCAGUCUGUUCUUGCAGCCUAUUUGCUAUAUUUUCUGUAAUCACAAAUCUCUUAUUCCUUAAUGGUCUUCCCUAUGAUUAGUAUGUAAUGAGAUUCACUCCCCCCCCCCCUUUCUUCUUCAGAGGUAUUUCACUCAGAUUUCCUUCUGGCCAUCAGAGCACUGAAGUUCAUUGAAACUCUUUGUGGUAAGGGGGAAAGAGAACAGAAAUUUCUGGAAGUGUGGGGGAAGGAGCUAGGUGAUGUUGGCCAUAAUAGGAAAGUUACAAAUGGACUGAGGCCAUUUUUUGCAUAACCACCUUUACCACCACCAACACUCUAGUUCACUCUUGCUUCCUCUGUUCAUAGGUGAAAACACUUCCUACUUCCAAGGUCCCUUUCAGUCAAUAGGGGUAAGAAUGUGCACACUCUCCAUCAGAUGUACAGCUCUGUGCUCAUUCUGCUAGAUGAAGGGCCAAUCCUCCAAUUCAGGUAGAGGACAUGUGUUCAUGGGUGACAGCAAAAGCACACGAGGGCUGAGAUGAUUCCCCGCAUAACCUUUAGUCAAAUGAAAAACUAGCACAUUCAGACCUGCAUUGAAGCAAUUCGCUAGUGUGCGCAAACAGUGGGAAAGAGGCUCAGAGGCACUGAGGCACUUUUACUGGCAUGUGUGAAAAGAUACUCUCACAAAGUGUUCUGUUGUUGUUCCUGGUAUGGAAGUCAACUCUUGCUCCCUGGCUUCUGAACUCACUUGGAUGUAGAUCCCCAGUGGGUUAAAGAAAAUGAUGAGGCUCUUCUUCCCAUGUCAUAUUUUUGAAUUGUAAUAGAAACCUGAAACAUUCCAAAAUGAAUUAACUGUCGGUUUCAACUGCAUAUGUUGAAAAGGGUUGCCAUUAAACUGCUGGGACUCAAGAGAUCUUGCAUUGUGCUGUAGUUUCAGGGGAUUUGCUAUUGAUGCAGAGGGCAAUUGUAUAUUUCAAUCAAAAUACUUCAGCGUUAAGGAGGACUUUUCAGCUUGUUGUAUUUCAUAAAAGGGUACGCUAUUACUCUUGACAGUAUGAACAGUGAUUUAAAUUGUGGUAGGUAAAUAGGCUUAGCACUGUAGCCUGUGCUAAAAAAAAUGCAAUAGAAACAGAAUCUAUUAGAAUUCCUGCAUUAGAGUAGUACUAUAAGGAUUGUUCAGAUAUACGUAAUGCCAUCUGCCCAGUGCACUUUGCGAACAGGUCCUGUACUCACAUUCUCCCACCCACUCAGUGGCUAGAUUUUGUAGGGCCUGGCAAAAUGGCUACACCAGCUACCUCGCUCUUCAUUUCCUGAGGGGAACCUUGCAGUGGGUGGUAGGAGCUGAAUGUCUACCCUGAGAAGAGGGGAAUACACGCCUAAGGGGCUUAUUCAUGUAGCACCAUGAAUUUGGUUUGGUGUUCCAUCUGAAGCAACCCUAAGUGUUACUAUGGAGCUGUUGUAAUUCUCCUAUAUAGAGCAUUGCUUUCAGUGAGCUUUAAAUCACUUUGAAAGAUCAUGCUUGCCUCAUCGUGUUGAAGGCUUAUUAUGUGUGGGAAGGUGGGCACCUUCAAAAAAAAAAGCAAAAAGCUGCCAUCUUCUACUUACUUCUUUCAUAAUCUCAUUUAAAUUGAGCCAAAAUAAAUGUGUGAGGAUAAAUUGAGACUUAUGUUUAUUGCUGUUUCAGGCCAACUUCAGACUGAGAGGGUCAAGCUUUCAAAUUAGUCUUUUCAUACCUCCAGUAGUUAAGGAGAGGAGAGAAUUUUGGCAGGUGUAACUUACAUCGCAGCUCUACCAGGUUUUGUAAAGCUGCACCUGUGAAAACAAACUCAGUUAUCCCAACUGUUAAAAAUGUAGGAACCGUAAGAUGGAAGCAUUUGCCAUCUCUGCUCUGGAAUUCACAUUUCCCUGUGCUCCAGUGUGGUUGGGCAUGCGUUUUGGGGAGAGGUCCAUCUUCAAUUUCAAUUUAUUAUUUCUGAGGCACGUCAGGAAUAUCAUAUUCAGUUAGAAAGAAGCAAAGCGCAGUCCUAAUCUAGUGGAGCCACCUUUUAAUGUGGGUUUUCUAUACAGCCCCUAUUGACCCUAUAUUGCUAUGUGGCUCGCAUGAAUAUAACAAGAUCGCAAAUAGUAUGUAUCCAUCUAGCUGUGCUGUAAGUUGUACUCCUUUUAUAACCUCUUACCAUGCAUCCAGAGUUGCAGUGGCAAAAGCUGGCUUCGACCCAGUGAAUCUUCCUGCCUCUGUUCCUCCCCCGUCUCUUCUGUAAUUUCUGUGCUAUCUGAUAGCUUUGAGCACCACUUUUAUGUCACUUCAAGUAUUGGAGGUUGUUACUGCUGCAUCCACUAAUGCUUGGUUGACAGAACAGCAUGAGUUGUGUCACCUCACCAAAGCUACCACCCUUUCAGCUUAUUCUGCCUAGUUGCCCAUGUAGAAGUGACAGGGAGGAAAAGGCUAAUGGCCAACUCCCAAUUAACAACAUAUUCAUCCAUCUCAUUUCCCCGCCAAAAAAAUGUAGAAAUGUAGAAUCCACAAAGAGUACAAACCAUAAUUCUGGAAACAUUGGUUCUUUUGACAUGCAUCUUCUGCUUUAGGAAGCUGCCUUGUAGCAGGUCAGAUUGUUUGUCUAUCUGGCCCAUUAUAGACUAUUCUUGACUGGCAGUGGCUGUCCGGGGUCUCAGGCAAAGGUGAUUUCAGUUAACUGCUACCUGCUCUUCCUAGGAAUUGAACCUGGAAACUUCUGCAUGCAAAGGAUGUGCUCUGCACCCUUUCUUUGAGAGAUCCUUCAGGGAUAAUUUGUUAUUAUAGUACAGGAACCAGGCCUUUAUUUACUGGAGGAUGGAAGCCUUUAAACUGAUAUGGAAAUAGCAAAAACAAAACAGAAUAGUCCUGGAAAAUCAGUUAAAUGUCACCUAUACUUCAGAGGUUUUUUCAGACCCUUGUAUCCAAAGGAGAGAUUCCAGCCUUGUAAGUGACUGAAUUACAGCAUGGAUCAAUUAGGACUGAAAAUAGAAGGCUGAAAGGAAGCUCAAAGGUGCUUGGGUGCCUCCUCCUUCCAGACAGACUCUAGCCUCAGAAUGCCUAGGAGGCAGCAGCCAUCAUGUGAACAGGGGAGUAUGAUUUGCAUUGAAUAUCUUUGCUGUACGACAGGUAUGGGGAACCUUUGGCAGAACUACAACUCCCAUCAGUCCUAGCAAGCAUUGCCAAUGGCCAAGGAUGAUGGGAGUUGUAAUUCAGCAAUAUCUGGAGGGCCAAAGUUUCCCCAGAUCUGCUGUACAGGAAUAACUUUAUCAUUAGUCAGAGUGAGACAGCUGCUGAGGUACAGGGAGAUGUGGCAAGGUGUUGUGCCUGCUCCACGUGGCCUGCCCUUCCCCCUCCUAAGCCAACCUGCUGUUCUCAGGUGCAGUGGAAGCUUCUGUCCCUCUCCCAGCAUUGAGGUCAGAUUCAGCUGCCGGUGUAAUCAGCUUUUGUGAUUGAGGAGAGGUGCCAUCUUUUCCUUCAGCUGUUGCUACAUCAAGAUUUGAGUGUGAGAAAUCUCCCCCAAAGUCAUAUGAUCUUUGCCAUUUGAUCAAAUGCCCCAAGCCCAGGAUCGUGGUUCUCUACCAAUGUAUAGCUCUAUUGUCUUCACCAGUGUUAAGAAUAGGUACCAUUUUAACUUUGACCUUCCAGUAUUCCCUCCCAGACCUUGCUAUAUGAAUAUGGCUAGAGGUGUUUGCAUUGCACAGUAUAAAGGCAGCGAACAACCCGAAGUUUUGCCCAGGAGUUCAGUUAGAAUUCAAGCCCUCAACUUUCUUCCUCCAGUAUUUCUACGCUGCCAUCAAUAGAAACCACCUCACAGACAUUAACAGCAGUGUCACUGCCAUGGUCAGUCACCUAGAGUGUGCCUUUACCAAGAAACACAUGGCAUGGCCUGAGAACAGGCACCUUCUACGGCAGCCUGGCUGGGCUAUUCCUGUACCACCCUGAAGGCAGCUGGAGAAGAAGCCCUAUUUUUGAUCAGCUGUGGGACGGCUUCUCUUGGCAACAAGAGGAACCAGCCUAAAAGAUACAAAAGGAUCGGGCAGUUCAGGAAAUGUAAUGCACACCAUGGAUACCUUCAUAAGCAGAUAUGAUUGGUGGCUGUAUUUCAUGAGUGUGCAGUCUAGCCCUAAGCAUUUCUCCUGGCAAAGAAAGACCUGCUGCAUUCUGCAGGGCUUAUUCUCAAGAAUACAUGCAUCUACAAGCGGGCCUGUUAUAAGUAGGCAGAAGGCAAUCCAUUAAAGCAAGGGGUUAUUUGAGGAAAGGCUGAGCUUAAGUAAAGUUGUUGUUUUUUAAUAAUAAUAAUAAUAAUAAUUGGAACAGUUGAUACAAAGCAACUUAGUUUAUGCAACCGUUUGUCAAAACAAAGAACCUAACUGAUAGUUCUGCAGUAGUAACAACGUGAGAGAAUUUCUAGUCUAGAAGGGUCUUGGCAUACCAGAUGGUGUUUGUUAAUGCAUUGUAUAGCAAAGUAGAAGAGCGCCCUCUGCUGCCUGACUUCCAGCCGCCAGAAGCCCACUUUUAAUUCUAUCAUAGAUCCAGCAACUGGAAAUCUGUCACUGGUAGAAAUGUUAAUUCUUUAGUGGCCGGGAUGUGGGGUGGGGAAAGGAUGUACCCGCUUGGCUAUAACAAUAACGAGACGGGAAAAGGAUUGAAGGUGCUGAAAGUGUAAUAUAGCAUCAUCUUAUGCUCAUUUCUCUUCAAAAAUAUUUUGCUUUCUGGUCAAAACGUUAUCUUGCAAAAAGGAAUUCAAAGAAGAAAGGACAAAAGAAGGAAGAGGAUGCUGUCAUCACCCCCUCCCCCUUAUUUGCUAAUUUUAAAAUACUGCCUAUUUUUAAAGGCAUCAGAUGAUACACAUGUCUUUGCCAUGAAUGUAUAUGUAUAUGGUUAUUACAGAUGUGAAAUAUCAAAAGUGUUUUUUAACAUGUACAUAGUAUCACCUUUUCUUCCUGUUUUCAUGUUAAGCAACCUGAGGCUAUAUACCAUUUUAUAAAUAGAAUGAAAUGUAAACUAGGGGUUGGGGUGGGAAGGGCUGUUAUUUUUAUAGCAAGAUGUUCCUUGUACCUCGUGAGCAUUUUAAAAUGAUUUUGUACUUGUCAAAAUAUACAUUCCAUCCAUUUCCUGAAAAUAUUUAUUUUUAUUUAAAGUAGUUUUUAAACUAAAACAAGACGUCCAUUUGGUAUAAGGUUCAUCCAUAACGCUAAAAGUAUUUGGUUUACAGUAAUUGCUCCAAAGUUCUCUCCUGCCGUGUCAUGUAGCAGAAUGCACACCAUACCAGCAAAUGCCAAUAAUUUUUUUAAAGGUAGAUAAAUGAAUAAAAAUACUCAUUUUUUGCAGUUAUGUUGAAAUUAUUUCUAGUUACCAAAACAGUGUUUUACAGUAGAACACUCUUAAAACAGUUCAUUCUCCUGCUGUUUCCCCCCUGAAUUUAGAAUGUGUCAGACAAAAAUAGUUUGAACAAUCAGCCUGCUGUGAAAAGCAGUUGUGUUCACACAUGCAAGCUACUCUGCUGUUUAUAGCAGAAGUUGGCUGUGUACAGCACUGAUUGGCUGGCUCCCUGUGUUAUCAAAAGGCCAUUUCCUCCAUUUGCCAAGCUGUUUAUUUCUUUUUUUUAUUAUUAUUUCAAUAAAUGAUUUUGUUCCUUUAAAAUAAGUAAUACAACCAAUUGAAUGCUCAAUUCAAUUAACAUUCACAGUGUUCAUUAAACACUAUAAUGUUCACAUACAUAACAAAACAUCCCUGCUUUGACAGUGGAAGCAAUUCAUCACCUUCUAAAUCUCACCUUGAAUCGGCUUAUAAAGGAGGGGUAUGUGUGUGGCAGAAAUCAUCAAGAUUACCCAAUGACAUUUGCAUAGGCAUUUUUUUUUUAUCUUAACAUAUUUUGGCAGCUGUGAAUUGUCUGCCUAUGCGGCGCUGAAAUAGUUCUGUGAAGAAUUCAUUUUACGACACAUUCUGUACAGUAUUGCAAAUGUAUUUCAACUGCUAGUGAAGUUGCUGUUACUUUAUUAUGCAUCCUUAUAUAUCCACCCUCCCUUCCAAUGCACUUUAUAUCAUUUGGAAAAUGUGGGAGUCUGACAACUAUCAUAUAUAAAGGGAUUUGCCUGAAAUCAAGUGGCACAAAUAUUGAUUUUUUAAAAUUUUAUUUUUAAAAAAACAUUACUUUGGUUAAUUGUGUCCUCACUGUCCUUUACAGCUUAGACAGUGACUCAGCUGUGGGAGGACAUAUGGAGAUGUUAAGGUUGAUAUUGGAGAAACAUUAUUCAGUAGUACAACUGAAUGGCUAUUUUUGUUAUAUAGAGGACUAUAGUGUAAAUAUGUGAGACUGUGUUAUUCUGUAUUAGUAAAAUAUUGCAACUGUAAAAGUUAAAGGAUUGUGAAAUUGGAGGAAUUUUAUUGCAAGCUUUCUUUUUUAAUAAAAAACUAUCUGAUUUGUGUCCUA
This is a messenger RNA of Podarcis muralis (Common wall lizard), 9117 nucleotides long. RefSeq names its product ring finger protein 150 (gene RNF150). Lineage: Eukaryota; Metazoa; Chordata; Lepidosauria; Squamata; Lacertidae. The record is from RefSeq and is a predicted model, not a curated record.